AUGCCAAGCAGUGUGGACCAAUACUACCAAGAAGUGGGCAGGGCGGGGCGCGAUGGUCAGCCCUCUGACUGCAUCUUGUACCACUUCGGCAAGCGGUCCCGAGCCUGGAGGCGAAUGGCGAUUACGAAUGACAGCUCUGAACGAACGGAAGAACGAAGAGAUUGGCAGCUGGAGCAGCUGGAUGAGAUGUUCGAGCUCCUGCAAGGCAAGCACUGCAAGCACCAAGCACUGGCAGCCCACUUUGACCAGGAACUCCUGGUCCCUGGCGGCUGUGGAGCUUGUGAUGUCUGUCUCGGUAAGUCGCCCACUGGGCAGAGGCGAGAAGUGAGAGCAACAUGGCCUGCAAAGCUUCGGCCCUCCAACCGCGAAAAGGUCGAGAAGACCACCUACAAGAUUCGGAGGAUCAGGAAGACCAGCACGGAAAGUAGCUGGGGAAGCACGAAGUGCUCGGGCUUGGCAGGGGCACUUCGCAAGCUGCGCUCCAGUUUAUGCCGGAAGAGGGACCUGCCGGCCUACUGCAUCUGGAGCCGCCUGGCAGCACGAAGAAGAGUCAUAUGGGGGCUUACGUUUUUAGGGCUACCUUGUUGGGGUCCUUGUCAUAAGGGGAUCCUACUUGGCGGUCUAUAUUAG
This is a messenger RNA of Symbiodinium natans, 630 nucleotides long. The record is from the annotation of a GenBank genome assembly. Lineage: Eukaryota; Dinophyceae; Suessiales; Symbiodiniaceae.